This is a messenger RNA of Oncorhynchus kisutch (coho salmon), 5890 nucleotides long. RefSeq names its product mRNA decay activator protein ZFP36L1. The transcript has 3 exons. The coding region runs from base 252 to 1448 and encodes 398 amino acids. Lineage: Eukaryota; Metazoa; Chordata; Actinopteri; Salmoniformes; Salmonidae. Gene Ontology annotation, molecular function: metal ion binding; mRNA binding. The record is from RefSeq and is a predicted model, not a curated record.
GUUGUCCAAUAUUGAUGUUCAUCAAAAUGUUAUUUGUUGUUGUGAUGUGCUGUUUUGCCUGACUGGUAUGCAUCCAACUACUCGGCUGCACGGUGGGCCAUACGGAUGGAUGAGAGUUGGUGCGGGGGUGUGGCUAUCGUAUACAGUGUAGCGUUAAAACCACACGUGGACCAACACACGAUUUGCAGUUCGUACAGGAAACUUUGAAAAGUUUGACAACUGGAGCUAACAUACUUCCCCGUGUGUCUAAGAUGGAACCCCAUCUCAAGAAAAUGCCAUACGCGCUUAAUACAUUUCUUGAUUUGGAAGAGGUUAUGUGCAAGCAGCUUCUGAGCCUGGACCUCCGGGACGCAUCCAAGCAGUCAACAUUCCCAGUGAGACCUGUUGGUUACAAUAAGCCCUGGACCCCAUGUUCCCUCUCUGCAUCUAGCUCUGCCCUCUCUACUCACACCACAGAAAGUGCAACCAUGACCUCCAGCCACUGGGGGCAGAACACAGAGGCCUCACUCCCAUCAAGAUUGAAGAUGUCAUUCUGGGCUGAGCGCUCGGUCAGCAUGGUGGAGCCCAGCAUGAGCACCCUGGGCUGGGCCUCUACAGAGCCUAAACAGCCCCCAGCCUCCCCUACUGGUGGCCCUGUCUCUGGGUCUCCCACCUCCUCACGCUAUAAGACUGAACUCUGCCGCACCUUUGCUGAGAGUGGCAUCUGUAAGUACGGGGGGAAGUGCCAGUUUGCCCACGGCUUUGAUGAGAUGCGUGACCUCAACAGACACCCCAGGUACAAGACGGAGCCUUGUCGCACCUUCCACACCAUUGGCUUCUGUCCUUACGGCAUCCGCUGCCACUUUGUUCAUAACAAUGAGGACGACCUGGGCCCUGGUCCUGCCAGACCUGGGCCUGGUCCUCAAACCCCCCGAACCAGACGACCCCCUCUACUUAGGCAGAGCUUCAGCUUCGGAGGCUUCCCCUCCGCCCCUCCACAGCCCCUGGAGCACUCCCUCCCCCACCCCUUCCUCCUUGUGCCUUCAGUCUCCCCUCCCACCUCAGCUGACAUAACCGACCUGCUCUCCCACGCCUUCUCUGAGGUGGGCUGUGUCUUUGAGCCGGCCCAUGAACUCCAGUCUCAGUUUCUUCCCUCUCCUGACUCAGGCUGUUCCCUCUGUGGGCUGUCCCCUGUGCCUUCCCAGAACCCCUGUAUCUUAUCAGAGGGCUGCAGCCUGCAGCAGAGCCAGAGUCCCCCCUGUGGGCCUGCUCUCAGGGCCAGGAGCCUCUCCUAUACCUCCCUGUCUGACCACGAGGGUGGGUGUGGCAGCUCAGCCAGCAGCCUCAGUGGGUCUGACUCCUCUGGUCCAGAUGGGUCUGGUCGGCGGCUGCCUAUCUUCAGCCAGCUCUCAGUGCCUGACGAGGGCUUCAGCAGCGAGUUCUGCAGCGGCACUAGCUUUUUCCUCUAGAACUUGUCACUGUUUUUGGUAACCCAAAGGAAACCUGGUGAAGAACUGUGGAGAUGAGAUGAAGGGCAGUGGCCUGUCAUGGAAAAACCUCCCCCCAAAAAUCUAAAUAUCAGCAGCAGUGGCGCUUUCUUGUGAAAGCCUUAUGUUCCGUAUAGGAACGAAGAGGAUUAAGGAUCUCUACAGAUCGGUGUCCCGUCCGCAGGACGGUUGAGCUAACGUAAGCUAAUGUGAUUAGCAUGAGGUUAUAAGAAACAAACAAAAAUCCCAGUACAUAGACAUAUCUGAUGUUUGUAGAAAGCUUAAAUUCUUGUUAAUCUAACUGCACUGUCCAAUUUACAGUAGCUAUUACAGUGAAAUAAUACCAUGCUAUUGUUUGAGGAGAGAGCACAAUUAUGAACGUGAAAAUGUAUGAAUAAACCAAUUAGGCACAUUUGAGCAGCCUUGAUACAACAUUUUGAAUAGAUACAGUGCCUUGCGAAAGUAUUCGGCCCCCUUGAACUUUGCGACCUUUUGCCACAUUUCAGGCUUCAAACAUAAAGAUAUAAAACUGUAUUUUUUUGUGAAGAAUCAGCAACAAGUGGGACACAAUCAUGAAGUGGAACGACAUUUAUUGGAUAUUUCAAACUUUUUUAACAAGUCAAAAACUGAAAAAUUGGGCGUGCAAAAUUAUUAUCCAGUUCACUGGAUCACUCUAAAACUUUGCACAUACAGUGCUGCCAUCUAGAGGCCAAAGUCUAAAUUGCGCCUGGGCUAGAAUAAUUCAUUAUGCCCAUUCUCUUGCAUUUCAAAGAUGAUGGUACAAAAAAAUAAGUUUUUUUUCUUUGUAUUAUCUUUUACCAGAUCUAAUGUGUUUUAUUCUCCAACAUUUGUUUCACAUUUCCACAAACGUCAAAGUGUUUUCUUUCAAAUGGUAUCAAGAAUAUGCAUAUCCUUGCUUCAGGGCCUGAGCUACAGGCAAUUAGAUUUGGCUAUGUCAUUUCAAGCGAAAACAUAUAUUUUUUUAAAGGGGGCGGAUCCUUAAGAGGUAAGUAUGUUUCUCGUAAUGUUCUCGGGCCUGCAAAAAAAUGGAAUGUUGAAUCUUUCAUUGCAAAUCCAUAUUGCUGAAUGAUUCCCAAGACUAAGAUUGUUACAAUGAGUGUGUUCACUGUAAACCAAAAAGAGAGAGCACAAAUACUUAAGGAAUAUAAUUUCCAAGGAAUAUCUUGUCAGUAUUCUCAGUUAUCUGGUUGACAUGGUCGUUUAUCAAUAUCAGAUGAAGGAUCUGGACAACGGGCCUGUUGAUACAGAGAGAAAACGGAAAUGUUUUUUUCCACCGGACUCGACGAUGCUCCACUUGAAUAGAUAAGUGAGUGAAGCUUCCUGGGUGACGCAAACCUUUUUUUUUUGCAAACAUUUGCAGUUCUGAGAAUUUCAUGGGACGAAUGGGGGUACAUGUUGUUGUCAGCAAUUACCACUGGGGAUACAUUAAGUCGUAGUGAAUUGAGAUCAACCAAAUAAUGCAUUUUUGAGUUAACUUUCCAUGUUGUGUUAGUCACGCUCAUGUCACUCUCCAAUUAUUUUACACAGCCACUUUAGCCAGUGUGUGCAAGCACCGCCGGAAAUGGCAGCAAACUCACAGCGAGUGAAUUAGAUUGACUGACUUAUUUUGAAACCCAACGGAAGUUCAUUCACACGUUCAUAGUAUAGUGUACCUACUUUAUACUUUGAAAACCACAAAUAUUUAGCUUUUCAGAGUUUCCUCACAUCAGAUGUACACGUACAGUAGUGUGCAAUACAUUGAGAACGCCUUAAUAUUGAGUUGCUUCCCCCUUUUGCCCUCAGAACAGCCUCAAUUCGUCGGGCCAUGGACUCUACAAGGUAUCAAGUGUUCCAGAGGGACACUGGUCCAUGAUGACUCCAAUGCUUCCCACAGUUGUAUCAAGUUGGCGGGAUGUCCUUUGGGUGGUGAACCAUUCCUGAUACACACGGGAAACUGUUCGAGCGUGGAAAACCCAGCAGCGUUGCAGUUCUUGACACAACCCGGUGUACCUGGCACCUCCUCAUACCCUGUUCAAAGGAACUUAAAUCUUUUGUCUUGCACAUUCCCCCUCUGAAUGGCCCACAUACACAAUCCAUGUCUCAAUUGUGUCAAGGCCUCAAAAUCCUUCGUUAACCCGUCUCCUCCUCUUCAUCUACGCUGAUUAAAGUGGAUCAUAGCUUUCACCUGGAUUCACCUGGUCAGUCGAUGUCAAGGAAAGAGCAGGUGUUCCUAAUGUUUUGCACACUCAGUGUAGCAUUCUAUUAUUGAAUGAUGUGUAUAGCCAAAGGGGGUAGAUAGGGUUCAGUGGCUAACCUCUGCUUCAGAGGAGGGUGUUUACUGUAAGAUGCAGAUUAGGGAUAACCAGAACCCUCAGAUCCAUUCAACGGGGCCGGGAAUGGUGUGUGAGCCAUUCGUCUUGGGUAACAAAUUCAUGAUUUGAAAUAUCCUCACAUUAUGGUCAACCUUUUCAACCCAUGACCUGUGCUGUACUUGAAAACAUUCCCCGAAUUUACAGGAGUUGACUUUCACCUUGCCCACGUAGUUUGACCUAAGAGAUGCAGCUAGGGAUAGGCAUGUGUGUGUGUGUGUGCAGUGGCGGUACAUAUUCUUGCAUGAAAGUGUGUGUGUGAGGAGAUUACGAGAGCGGGGGCUCACAGGGCAGCUCUGUUCUGAAUGGCCACCUUUGUGGUUCUCUCAUGCUAGCUCCAUUUCCCACAGGCCUCUUAGAGUUUUACAUCUCUCUGGUGACGGUGGGGUUGGCGCGGGAGCAGUGGCGAAAGCUCAGCUUUUCUUUCUGUUUUUGUGUCUCUGAUUCUUCUUACUACAUGUGUGGAUUUGUCCCAUUGCUGCAGGCACUCUGACAAGAGAAAAAAAAAAAAAACAUUUUUGUUUCCUAAAUGCUUCUAAAAACACGUGUGGGUUUUUGCAACACACGUUGUUGUCAGUUAGAUUUAUCCCUGAGUCAGUUCGAACUCUUCCACACUGCUUUUUCCCAGUUGUGUAAGAUAUGUCUGUACACAGUAACCUGGAUGUAUGUGAGGAUUUUGUCAACAUGCCCUUUUGUAAAAGGGCAAAAUUUCAUAUUUGGGAGGAUGGUACAUUUUGUACCACAUUGUUUAUGUAUGAAAAGAGGAUAAACAGUUUUGUGAACCUUAUCCUCUAGUUUAAUUUGUUAGCGUUUACUAUAGAGGUGGCCAAUGUAUUUUGUAAAGCAAGUGGCUGAUAGCACAAACUCUGGAAGUUUCCCCACUGGGCACAGACGUCAGUUCAACAUCUAGCUUUGAUUUGAAUUUGGUUGAGUUGUCAACUAAUGUGAAUUCAACGUGAAAUCAACCAAACAUUUCACCCUGUCAUUGGAUUUAGGAUAAAAGUUAGGUGGAAAAAAAAUAGGAAAUUCCUUGUUGUCCACGUUAAUCCGGCGUCAUCACAAUACAUUUUUUUAUUUAAAUGAUAUGGAAACAACAUUGAUUCAACCAGUUUUUACCCAGUGGGUUGUUUGGUUAGAAUGUGGGUGUUCAUUCAAAAAAAGAAAAGUUAACUCCAAUGAUAAUAAAAGGUAGGGUGGUUCAAGCCUGAGAACAUCUGUGAAAUCUUGAAGACAUUGCCCAGAUAUUAGACGUGUGCUUAAACUCUUUUCAAAUGUUUCAUCCUAGUUUACGCACUGCAGCAAAUAUUUUUAUGAAUCGUCCAAACUCCUUUAUCGGGCAAUGUUUGUUACCUUGGAGAAAUAAAGUGGCAGCGGUUGGAUGUGUGGAAUGGUGAAUGUGAGUGUUUUCAGAUGUGUGUGUGGACAAAUGUGGCUUUAAUAUUUCAACGUGAAGCCCUUAUUUAGAGAUGGCAGACCUUUAACAUGGGCUCCUGGACUUACGGUCCUUACAUGGCAAUCGGAAUGACUUGGACGAUGAUACAUUUAUGAACUAAUAGAUACCAAAUGUAUAUCCAUUUGGCAGCAACCUUUCAAAGUCAUGACAGUAUGUGAUGAUGUAUUGUUUCAAAAACAAUUGUAUCUUUGAGACUUCUCCAGCACAGCGAAACCACCUAGUUCAUUGCGAAGCUGGCCUGGGUUGUGUAAGCCAGUGAUGUAAGUCGAACACUGCCUAGCAAAGGCAAUAAUGCUUGGCUGGGCAGACGUAUUGUUUGGACAGGAGUGUGUCGCUGUAUAAACUGAAACAUGUCAAAGAGUAAUUUAGCACUGAGCGCUCCUGCUGAUCCGACUCCUUAGUAGCGGUCUGGGUCAUGAGGUUUAGUGAGAAAACAGUGAUUUUCGAAACAGGAGGGGCACUAUCGGUGAAGCUCAGUUGUCUACUGCUGCCAUUGCAAACCUGACAGCAAGUCAUGGUUUUAGCUAACCCUCCUCUAAAAUAACAGACCUACAGUGCCUUCGGAAAGUAUUCAGACCCCUUUACUUUUUUCCCCCACAUUU